Molecule: messenger RNA, 528 nt
Organism: Plasmodium adleri (nom. inval.)
Lineage: Eukaryota; Apicomplexa; Aconoidasida; Haemosporida; Plasmodiidae
Product: conserved Plasmodium protein, unknown function
Exons: 1
Coding region: 1-528 (175 amino acids)
Source: RefSeq, a predicted model, not a curated record
AUGAUUAAAAUAAUAAAUGGCAUUUUUUUAAGCGGCAAAUAUUAUUAUAAAAACUAUGGAAGGGUUAAUUAUAGUUCUUUACAGUUAUUUCAAAAGAAUGUAAAUAAAUAUACAGAUAUAAUAAAAAUGUUUACAGUAAAUAAAAAUGAAGAAAAUAUGAAAUGCUCAUUUGAUAAUAAGAAUAUAUAUUAUAUGCCUUUAUGUAACUCUUUUAUAUAUAAUAAAGAAAAGGAUGCUUCUUCAUACAUUAAAAAAAUAAAAAAUAUAAAAAAUAUAAAUAAUGAUAAUAAUAAAAAUGAUAUUAAUCCUUAUGAUGAUCAAAAAUCUAUUCAAAAUUAUUGUAAUGACAAAAAUGUUAAUAUGAAAAAUGAGAAGGUCCUUUUAUUUAGUUGGUUAAAAACUGUUAGGAAAAAACAAUACUAUAAUAUAAUUGGCAAGAUUGGAAUAAAAAAAAAAAAUGCUGGAAUGUAUUGGAGUUUUUAUGUAAACAAAAGAAAAAAAAUAAGAAAAAAAAGGAGAACCAUAUGA